Theobroma cacao (cacao) is the source of this 4202-nucleotide messenger RNA. The record is from RefSeq and is a predicted model, not a curated record. Lineage: Eukaryota; Viridiplantae; Streptophyta; Magnoliopsida; Malvales; Malvaceae.
AUGUCAUGGUUCAAUGAAGCAUCUGAUGGUGUUUAUGAUGUUAAUAUUCAGGAUAAACAGGCAAAGAUUCUUUCUGGUAUUCAUCCUUAUUUUGGUCCGAGACUAAAAGCAAAUCUCCUACUUUUUUCACCAGUCCGAUAUGCUCUGAGGUGCUUUUGCUGUGAUAUUUCAGGGGGGAAAGUAGUGAAACUUUCUGAAGAGUCAAUUCAUGUCAUUGUUCUAUGUUUUUCAUCUGCAAUCAUAACAGCUCAAAACAUUCGUGGAGAAUUUAAGUAUAAAACUGCUUCUUGCACAUGAGGGAAUCAAUGCUGAGCAGCUUACACGUGAUCCGAAGUCGUUUGAAUUGAAGUCUGCUAUACUUCCACAACAACGUGCUACACAUUGUAGCAUGAAUGAAACAUUCCUGCACUGCGUCAAUCUUUUGUCUGUACAUUUCUUACAAACUCUGUUAAAGAGCAGCAGUUAAUUUAUUUGGUUCUAUACUAAGUAGCACAUUAAGGCUGUUGUUAGAGAGGUUUUACCAUUUUUAACAAAGAACUCACGUUUCUCUCUUUUGUUCUUCAUUUCUUUCUAUUCGCCUCUUCCUCUCCCUUUGUAUGUUUGGUUUUCUCCAUUUUUUCCUUCUUCUCUUUCUCUCUGCCUGUUUGGUUAGUUUCACUAUAGUUUUUUGGUUUCUUCUCUCCGUACAACAUUUACAAUUCCAUGCUGGGAAAUGCAACAUAACCAUGGAGCAUCAUGAGGGCAAGGCAAGAAUUUAUUUUUGCUAGCACCAUAUAAGUUGUCAUCUAUUUUUUAUUUAGUCAUCUGUCUUUUCCUAUCACUGAGUAUUUUGCUAUGUCUGUCUGUGUGCAUAUGGACUGAUAAAAAUCUCGUGAGCAGAAGAAGCAUUGAGAUGAUGCAGUCCUCGUGUGGCAGUUGCCAAUUUUUCAGCUUCCUUAUAGAGCAUGAAUAGUUAUUAAAGCAGAAGAUGGUUGGAACUGUGCAAGUGGUUAAUCUGUAAAACCUGUUUAUUUUUAUGUUUGAGUACACAAGUUAUGCUUUGAUCCUUUAGUUUGUUAUAAUUGCUUUCAAGAUAUUGAGACUUGUGUUUUUACCAUGGUUAUACAUUGUAGAAGGAUGGGAGAGUAAAGUACCAUCUCAUUCUGGUUUUAAGUGGUCAGUUACUUUUGAGGUUGAAUGCUUGGCAUAGGAUCCACACACUGAGUACUCAUUUGUGGUGUGUUCUUCAGCCUUUAACCUAGGGCUAAUGUCUUAGAGAUGAUGCUGCUUUUAUUUGAUUUUUUUCAUUUAGUAUUCUUUGGGAAUUCUUGCAUGAGAUAAGGGUGUUUUCAGAUUUUCAGGUUUUUCCUUAUCAUCUAGAAGCUUUCCCUCCUCCUCCUCUUGGGUUUUAUCGCCCGUUUUAUCUUAUUUUUGUCUCUUUCGUUCUUAUUUUUUCCUUCUCACGUUUCUCUCUUUUGUUCUUUAUUUCUUUCUAUUCGCCUCUUCCUCUCUCUUUGUAUGUUUGGUUUUCUCUGUCUUUGCCUUGUUCUCUUUCUCUCUGCCUGUUUGGUUAGUUUCACUACCCUUUUUUUUGUUUCUUCUCUUUGUACAACAUUUACAAUUCCAUGAUGGAAAAUGCAAUAUAACCAUGGAGCAUCAUGAGGACAAGGCAAGAAUUUAGUUUUGCUAGCACCAUAUAAGUUGUCAUCUAUUUUUUAUUCAGUCAUCUGUCUUUUCCUAUCACUGAGUAUUUUGCUAUGUCUGUCUGUGUGUAUAUGGACUGAUAAAAAUCUCGUGAGCAGAAGAAGCAUUGAGAUGAUGCAGUCCUCAUGUGUGGCACUUGCCAAUUUUUCAUCUGCAUUAUAAAGCAGGAAUAGUUAUUAAAGCAGAAGAUAGUUGAAACUGUGCAAGUGGUUAAUUUGUAAAGCCUGUUUAUUUUUAUGUUUGAGUACACAAUUUAUGCUUUGAUCCUUUAGUUUGUUAUAAUUGCUUUCAAGAUAUUGUGAGACUUUUAUUUUUACCAUGGUUAUACAUUGCAGAAGGAUGCGAGAGUAAAGUACUGUCUCAUUCUGGUUUUAAGUGGUCAGUCACUUUUGAGGUUAAAUGCUUGGCAUAAGAUCCACACACUGAGUACUCAUUUAUGGUGACUCUUGAAGAUGGUACAAUCAGAGGUUACAAUAUUCGAGCUGCCAAAUCUGAUCCAUCUUUUGAGUCGAAACCAAGUUUUACUCUCCAUGCAUAUGACAUGACUGCUUGCACCCUUUCAUAUAAUCCUGCAGCACCAAAUUUGCUUGCCACUGGAUCCGUGGAUAAAAUGGUAAAAUUUUGGGAUUUAUCAAACAUCAACCUUCAUGUGUUGCAUCCAGAAAUCCCAAGGCAGGAGUUGUCUUUUCAAUUUCCUUCUCACAAGAUAAUCCUUUUUUGUUGGCUAUUAGAGGCUCAAAGUGAAAACUGGGAGUUUGGGGUACACUAUCUGAGGCAGGCAUCUCAUAAAAAUUUGGGAACUACAGCUAUCCGAAUAGACCCAAAACAUAAUGUGGAAGUCUAUACUUCCAAGCCUCAAUAGCAAGAGAUCAUGUCUUCACUGUUGAAAGAGCUGCCUUCCAUCUCCACCCUCUUGUCCAUCUAUGCAUCCGUCUCUGCCAUGGUCAUGCUAAUUCGUACAAUAUUUAACGAAAUGAUACCCAAACCAAUGCUAAUUGGAUUGAAAUAUUUAUUUGUUUACCAUUGUACCAUUGCUUUUUCAAACUUGGGGUUGUGUAGAUUGCAGUGAAUGACUGAUUGAAUGCAGGAUUAUCUACUCCAGUCAGGCCAUCUUCAUAAAAGUUAUCUCCUGUCGAAAUCACAAAGUCAGGUUUCCAUCCGACAGUUUUUGAGUCCCAAAGCAGUACCAAAGGAGUUUGGACCACACCCCAGGAUACAGAGGUAUGUAAUUAAGUUUAUAAGUUUACCAGGUGGACUUUGUAGUCCUUGGCCUAGGCUGGUUCAGCAGCAUUCUGAACAUUCCAGAGUUUCCUCCAGGAAAAGGUCCAGAAACCUUUCACGGUGAGGUAAGACACUCCAUGGAUUAUGCUGCCAUGGAUUAUGAACUUGCUGCUAAAUGCAUCAAAGGGAAGCGAAUUGUCAUCGUUGAACUCCAGAAAUCUGCCAAAUGGCUAUGAUUAUUACAGUUCUAUAUGUGUGUAGGUAUUUUUAUUGAAUGUCAACUAUGGUUCACAGUUUUUGUUCAAAACUGUAUAUUUUGUAUGGUUGGACUUAUAUGCAUAUCAUUUUAUGAAGUGUAAAAACUGCUGACUAUUUCUCACAGCUAUAAAAAAUGGUCAAUAUGUUUGAUUUAUUUUUGAUCCAAAGGUGAUGUAAUUUUUUCGCUUCUAAUUAAACUGUUCAGAUUUGUUUGUCAAUUAUAUGGUUCAUUUGCUUUUAUUUGGAUUUUUUGUACUGUAUCCGUUUAUUACUUUUCUUUGUUAUAUUUUUUUCACUUUUAAUCUGCCAUCUAAUGUAUGCAUUUUCUACAUUCAUCCUUCAUGAUCAUCCUGUUGGAAGAAUUUGAAGUCAACACUGUUGUAUUCUUGAAAAUCAGUGUUCAGUCAAUACAUAUUGCAUAUUUUGUUUUACAUAAUUUUUAAUGGUGUGUUUAUGUGCUGUAGAAAUAAAUGAAAGUAUGAAAAACCCUGUCUUAUAGAAAGUAUGAGAACUCCCUUAAACAUAUGCCUGAACAUUUUCUACUCUUUUGAGUGACAGGGCAACUAUAUAGUUGAUGUUCAAUUUAUGGAUUAUUAUCUUCUGUUAUCCUUAUGAUAUUAUUGCAUAUCACUGUUUACAAAUACCUGAAAAUAUUUGUUAUUGAUUAUUAGGAAAUUAGUGUACUUUUUCUAUUGCAAUGCUGUCUAUACAUAAAUGAACCUCUUUUGACAAGUUAUAGAAACGGAUACCACUUAUAUUUUUUUGUUACACGUUUGCAGUCUGCUAUAUUUCCACAACAACGUGCUACGCAUGAAUGAAAUGUUCCUGCACUGCGGCGAUCUUUUGUCUGUACAUUUCUUACACACUCCCUUAAAGAGCAGCACUUGAUUUUUUUGGUUCUAUACUAUGUAGCACAUUAAGGCUGUUAUUAGACAGGUUUCACCUUUUCUAGCAAAGAACUUACAUUUUUAGUCAAUCAACAAUAUUUUUGUAUAUUGUAUAAAAUUUGUCUAUUUUGUAAUGAAUACUAUUUUUGUACA